AAAUCUAUACAGUGCCUUGACCAGACUAGCUCUAGCCUUAAGGGUGAUUAAAAGGUUUCUGUGCAAUUACUUGAGUUACGGUUCUGAAUUUUGUCGUUAACCAAAUCCGUCGAGCGUGAAAAACAUCUAUAAAACAAAACUUCUUGACCCGUAUAGCAAUUACAAGUUUUCGAUAAAAGCCAAAGGGUUAGAAUGCUCAAUAAACAAUUUAAUUAAAUUUCAUCUUAUGGCGUGUCUCAUCUGAUAAUCAUAGCAAAUUUCGAAAAUAAAUAGAAAAAACUCUGCCGUUCAGCAUUACAAGAAGUUGGAAAGGCGGACAGCGGGGAACCAGGUAUAGGAGGACCAUAGACGUUUAUGGCAGGAAUUUGAGAUUUAUUCUCGGGACGUUAAUGUACGUUUGAUCACCGAACAUCCAUAUCACAUUUCUUUCUUGCAAUCUUUGAAUCAUCAAGAAUUUUUUGCACACUUAAUUUUACACACAUUCUAGAACCGUUUAAAACGUUCCCCAACUUUGACAUCAUAUUAUAGCAUGAACUACAAAUAUGUAGGUGUGGAAAAAUGUUCAGAAUUUAUUACUAAACAUGGCUUAAAAUUCGAUAAAUCGUUAUCUUGAAUUGUCUCAACGUGAUAGAUAUGCAAAUAAUGAUGAAGAUAUUCAAAUAAUCAUUGAACUCUUGUUUUUCCGUCCUUAGUUUGUUAGAUGUAAUUUUUUAAAGCUAAGACGUGCACGUAUACGUCCAAAAAUACAUUUUCUUCAUUGAUAACCACUAAACUGGCUUACGAAAAAAAAAUAUAAUUGGUUAUUAAACCAGACAUUAAAGAACAAUUCGUUAAGUGGUGUAUUAUUAUAGAUUCAUAAUAAUGUCUCUUGUCGCAGCAUAAACCUAUUAUUUGGCCAUUGUAAUGUAUCAUUGGUGUGUUUCUCCUGGACAAAUAAUCGUUUGGUACAGUGGUCAAAGUGCCUGUUGCAUUGAUUUCACAGCAGUUGAAAUUGGACGAGUUGAAAAUCUGUAGAGUAGACAGACGACAGUCAAUGAUAGACUCGUCGAGUAUAAAAGCACGCGAGGCGAUUCAAGCGUGUAUUGGUGACAUCUCAUGAUAAAAUAGUGGUUUGGGUUCACUGACUGAAGAAAAGAAAAAUGGGAAAGGGAAAGAAAAAAAAACUGAAUUGAUUGAUCUAAAAGAUAUAUUUACGUAAUGUUUCAACGCAAGGGGGACAAAUCUGUUGCUUAGUUUUGACAGUGUAAAAUUUUGGUUUACAUUUUUUUUCUUGUGUGUAUGUGUUCUGCGAAUGUUAAAAACUAUAUUUGAACUAUGGAAGUUGGCUGCUAUCUGACGCUGUAAUCGAUUUCUCCAAAAUAAUACGGGAUGUCAGUUUGAUUGUUCGCCUUAUGAGAUUUCCAUAAGAAUUGUAAUCAUCGCCUUAUUAGAAAGUUUGGGAUCUUGUUUCAAUGUCGGUAUUGACACUUUAAUGUGAAGCUAUUUCUUAAGGUUGGGACGAAGAAUGACGUCUUUUACAUCUACUAUGUGGAAUAUAUGAUGGUGACUUACAAACAGCUAGUGGUGCAGACUUCUUGGACGUUUAAAGUUGAGGAAUUAUAAUAGGUACCAGUUUAUAGGUAGGAAAUGAUUUAGUGUAUGACCGGAAAUGGUUUCCAAAUAUGACAUUGAAAUCUGAUCAAAUGGUUUAAGCUGAUGUUAUGGUGGAUUUCUCUUGAAAUUGAAGAACGUUUUUUGGUAUAUAACAAGCUGUUUCUUGCCAGAAAUAUGAAGUUCGAGGAAUAGAUACGUAAUUAAUUACUUCCAAUCACGUGAUUAAUUAUUUAUACAAAUAUAAGAACUGUUUUAUUCACUUGACGAUUAUUCAUAUCAAAUCGGAAAACUGGAGACAUACAAUUUACAACCAGACUUGAAAAAAUGAUCACGCCAAAUUAUGGCCUGUAUGUGGAUUCUAAUAUCAGUUCGGAAGUGGACGAACUCGAUGACGACAUUCCCGACAAUGUCGAAAGUGAGAUUACGAUGUCCACCCAAUACCUUGUGUUGGCAAUAUCUAUCGGAAUAUAUUCAGUACUUGGAACAGCGGGAAAUCUGCCAGUUUUAGUUGUGUACUUUCGAAAACGGGACAAAAAAGCUGCAAAUACGUUCAUUCGUGUGUUGGCCGUAAUUGAUUUAGUGGUUAGUGCCAUGAUAAUGCCGUACACCCUUAUCUAUGAACUUCAUAUGGUGCAAUCUGACAUCAUUUGUCGAGGUGUAGAGUUUUUGCGGCAUUUUACAAUCAUUGCGUCCAAUAUGACGUUGGUAGCCAUUGCCGUCGAACGCUACUGUGCCGUGUGUCGUCUGUCUCAACGAUUCAGUGUACAGAAUGUGAACCAAGGAAUGUUAGUGAUGUUGACGGUUAGUUUAAUAUUAGCUUUCCCGUCCAUUGGGAUAUUUGCCGUGGUGCCAACGUCUACUGUUCAAGAUAUAAACUGUUCAUUUCCGCAUGUUUCUAAUGACACCAUGGUUUGUCAUUUUACAACUGCUAUUGUUGGAGAAACGGUUGCUUAUAUUUAUCAAUCGGUGUUAAUGCUUUCUUUUUUUAUUACUCUGAUAAUGAUUGUGAUAUUUUAUUCAAUAGUUUAUUCUGUCUUGUGGAAAAGAGCCAAAUUAAGGAGAGCGAGAAUGAAAUAUAUUGGAUCGGAUUAUGCCGAGAGAAGUCAAGCGUCAAGUGAGACAUUCGAGUCUAGUAUAUAUACGGCACCAAGCCAGAAUUCUAAGCAGUCCAGUGCGCCCAGUCAGAAUUCCAAACAGUCGAGUGCGCCCAGUCAGAAUUCCAAACAGUCGAGUGCGCUCAGUCAGAAUUCCAAACAGUCAAGUGCGCUCAGUCAGAAUUCCAAACAGUCAAGUGCGUUCAGUCGGAAUUCCAAACAAUCUAGUGCGCUCAGUCAGAAUUCCAAACAGUCUAGUAAUAAAACCAAACCGCCGGGCGUAACAAAAGUACCAAAACGCGAUAUGAAAGCCACAAAAGAUCUCAAAAAUCGAAGACACAACGCCCCCGCUCAUAGAAACGAAAAAUCCGAAAAUGGUAAAAACAGAGACCGCGAAGUAAAAAUAAAACCAGAAAAGUCAAAAACUAAAAAGGAACAAACGAAAGUUAAAACUAAAGAAGUCAAAAAUAAAGGACUUAAAUCAACAUCUGAAAGUGGAGACUUAAAAACCGUGUCCAAGGAUAUAAAGAUCGGGUCAGAAGACUCGAAAAGUGAACCUAAAGACUUAAUUACUGUGACCGUAGAUUUGGAACACGUUUUGGAGGACUUAGAGACAGCGGUUGAUGGGUUCCAAAAUAAAUGUGAUGAUUUAAAUAACGGGCCGGAAGUGAUAUAUACUAACCCUGAUGAUGUAAAAGCAAAAUUGGGCUUGGAUCACGCGAACAGUCAGAUCUCCAAAACUGAACUGAAAGCGCAUAACAAUAAAUCCAUGGAUUGGAAAAAUGAACCCGAAAACUUAAGAAGCAUAUAUGGAGAUUUAAAAACAAUAUCCGGGGACUUGAAAAUGAAGUAUGCGGGUUCUGAAAGCAGUACGACCACAGGAAGUGAUCAGUCAUUGCCCUCGACAAGUACUGAGCACACAGUUAGUGACGAUGUUCAAAUAUCUGUAAACUCAACAACAACUUUAACACGAACCAGACAUCGUAAUCUACAUCAUCGCACUGCGAAAAUGUUAUUUCUGUGUACCGUCAUCUAUGUGGUUUCGUGGAUGCCAUUCUGGUUUGACAUCUUCGGGGCAACACGGAAUGUGGUGCUAAGGUAUAUGUUCUUUUUGGGAAAUGCUACAAAUCCUCUCAUAUACGGUAUUGUAAACGAACAUGUCCGAAAAGCAUGCCUGGGUCUAAUAUAUGAGUGUAAACUGAAAGUUAAUAUGUUAUGUAAUAAUAAUAAAAAUAGUCACCAUUCUAAAUCUAAAAAUGCUCAUCGCCACAAAAGUAGAAAAUAACUGAACAAUUAUGAAUUAAAAUAAUACUUCUUAAAUACAUUAUAUAUAUAUAUAUUUUUAUU
This is a messenger RNA of Patella vulgata (common limpet), 4034 nucleotides long. RefSeq lists its product as uncharacterized. The record is from RefSeq and is a predicted model, not a curated record. NCBI's taxonomy places the organism in Eukaryota, Metazoa, Mollusca, Gastropoda, Patellidae. Gene Ontology annotation, molecular function: G protein-coupled peptide receptor activity. Gene Ontology annotation, cellular component: membrane. The transcript has 2 exons. Gene Ontology annotation, biological process: neuropeptide signaling pathway. Bases 1918 to 3972 code for a protein of 684 amino acids.